Messenger RNA from Alternaria burnsii, 660 nucleotides. RefSeq lists its product as uncharacterized. The coding region runs from base 1 to 660 and encodes 219 amino acids. The transcript is spliced from 2 exons. The record is from RefSeq and is a predicted model, not a curated record. Lineage: Eukaryota; Fungi; Ascomycota; Dothideomycetes; Pleosporales; Pleosporaceae.
AUGCUUUCCAACAGCAUCCUCGCACUCGCGUUCCUACCUUUUUCCCUCGCUCAUUUUCAACUCAAGUUUCCUGCGUCGCGUGGGUUCACCGACGACACUGAGGGCAACUUCCCGUGCGGAGGUUACAACGAUGUUCAACAACAACGCACCGACUUCCCCAUUGGCGGUGGCCCAAUACAACUGCACAUGGAGCAUCCGCAAACGAAUGUUGCUGUGUACAUGGCCAUUGGCGAUAACCCGGGGGAUGGGUUUAGCAUUGUCGCACAACAGCAGCUCCAAGUCUCAGGGCUUGGAGACUUUUGCUUAGGCUCGGUCGCUGUACCAGCAGGAUUGAACGUUUCGGACGGCACCAAGGCCUCAAUACAAGUCGUUACCAACAACCACGAGGCGGGUGGUCUAUACCAGUGCGCGGACGUAACCUUGGUCAACAAUGCCCAGAUCAACUUCAGUGAAGACUGCAAGAACCAAACAGGCAUGAGUGUCACCCAGGAGAACAUUUCUGGAAACCCCAACGGAACAUCAUCAACAGACGAAAGCCCGAGCUCGGCGACCAGUGGAGGUGCAGCAUCAGCCACACCGACCACCGGCGCAGCAACACAAGCGAAGGUUGCCUCGUGGGCUUUGGGUGCUGUUGGUAUGGCUGGAAUGGCAAUGCUCUAG